UAAUUCCUCCGCUUAUUUCAGUUUCGAUGGACGAAAUCAGUUGGUAAGGAGAAAACUCUCAAAGUCUGUAAACUAUUACUCUCAACCAACAACCAUGGCGGCUUCAAUGGCGAAACCCAUCUCAAUAACCUCUCUCCGUUUCCAUUCAGAUCGAAAGAACGUUUCUUUCUCUGAUUGCAUUUCGAUUUGCUCUGGAUUCCGACAUUCCCGACCGUCUUGCAUCGAUUUGGUCACAAAAUCACCGACCAACACUCGUUUUUCCCAUCUCGUUAGAGCACAAAGCUCUUUUGAUUACACUCCAGACUCAAAAUUCUACAAGGUGGAAGCAAUUGUCAGGCCAUGGAGAAUCCAGCAUGUUUCUUCGGCUUUAUUGAAAAUCGGGAUUCGAGGUGUUACUGUAUCGGAUGUACGAGGGUUUGGUGCACAAGGUGGAUCCACCGAGAGACAUGGUGGGUCUGAGUUCUCCGAAGACAAGUUUGUUGCUAAAGUUAAGAUGGAAAUCGUUGUUAAGAAAGACCAGGUGGAAUCUGUAAUCAACACCAUAAUCGAUGGAGCAAGGACAGGAGAGAUUGGUGAUGGCAAAAUUUUCGUUUUGCCGGUGUCAGAUGUCAUAAGGGUUCGGACAGGUGAGCGUGGAGAAAAAGCAGAGAAGAUGACUGGUGAUAUGCUUUCACCAUCUUAGGAACAAACAGAGCUCGAGAAUAGCAUUAUCAUUUUCGGUCUCAAGAUCGAGAAUUUAUGCUACUAAUAAUGAAUGGAGUCUGUGUUUAGUUUCCUGUUGAAUCUAUCAAGAUGUGUUUUAAUUGUACAUGAAUUAUGCAGAAACAUAUGUCGUGGUUCUCACUCUGUUCCUAAUAAAAACAUGAAGUCUCUGUUUUUUUUAUC
Molecule: messenger RNA, 885 nt
Organism: Eutrema salsugineum
Lineage: Eukaryota; Viridiplantae; Streptophyta; Magnoliopsida; Brassicales; Brassicaceae
Product: nitrogen regulatory protein P-II homolog
Exons: 8
Coding region: 95-682 (195 amino acids)
Biological process (GO): regulation of nitrogen utilization
Cellular component (GO): chloroplast thylakoid; cytosol
Molecular function (GO): ATP binding; enzyme regulator activity
Source: RefSeq, a predicted model, not a curated record